Molecule: messenger RNA, 1982 nt
Organism: Owenia fusiformis
Lineage: Eukaryota; Metazoa; Annelida; Polychaeta; Sabellida; Oweniidae
Source: the annotation of a GenBank genome assembly
CCAAAAUGGCAGAAAAAAUUACGGAAAAUCUCAAGAAGGAUAUUUUAUCGCAGUUACGCCACAGAAACCAGCACCAGCGUGAAAGUUAUGCCCCUCUAAUACAAGCCCACAAUAAGUUGUUUGAUAACUCUGAGUCACUCAAGAAUAAAAAUGUGGCAUUGACUGUGGAAACAGAAAAACUGAAACGAGAAAAUUUAGAACUUCAGCUCAAAGCUGAUAAGGGAGGGGGAGGUGUAGCAUCUAGUGAGACGGUGCAGGCUCUGGAGAAACAAUUGUAUGAACUUCAAAAAGAACUGACAGAUCUACAUAGGAAGAAGGGAGAGAAUGCCCAACAAAUUAUAGACCUUAACCAUGUACUACAAGAAAAAGAAAAGGAGUUGAACAACAUUGAACAAAAAUUAUAUGAGUCAGAAAACAAAGGUUUAGCAUUAAGAAGUGCAGUAACAGAUCUAGAAGCCACCAUUAUGGAACUAGAAGCUACAAACCAGAUGCUUAAAGAUGAACAACAGGCCCUACAGUUAGCAUUUUCAGCAUUAGAGGAGAGAUAUCGCAAAUGUCAAGAGGACAAUAAUGACCUUGUGUCUCGCUGGAUGGCGCUCAAAUCUGUCGAGGCUGAUAAAUUUAACGCAGAAAACCAUAAAAAAUUUGAAAUGCAGCAGAAACGAAUAAAAGAUGAACUAACAAAAGCAUCUGAAGAAUUUGUUGUUUUAAAAAAGGAGACAGACCAAGGUCCUCUGUCGCCACCUAUAUGCUAUGCAGUAUCCAUUCCAACAAAAGCCGUAUAUAAAUUUGAUGCCCAUGACGGGGAAGUGAAUGCAAUAAAAUGGAGUCCGUCUGGUAGGAAGUUCGCAACUGGUGGAGCCGAUAGAAAAGUAAAAAUAUGGGAAGUUGUUGGAGGUAAAUGUGAGUCAAGGGGAUUCCUAUCUGGAAGUAAUGCAGCUAUAAUGUCAGUGGAUUUUGACUACAAUGACCAGCUUAUUCUUGGUGCUUCAAAUGACUUUGCUAGUAGAGUCUGGACACUGUCUGAUCAAAGGUUAAGGCACACCCUGACUGGCCACAGUGGCAAGGUGCUGUCUGCAAAAUUUCUAGGAGAUUCUUCAAAGGUUGUUACUGGGAGUCAUGAUAGGACACUAAAAAUAUGGGAUUUAAGGUCAAAGGCAUGUGUAAAGACAAUAUUUGCCGGGUCGAGCUGCAAUGACUUAGUCACAUCUGAUGGACUAGCUACAAAUAUAAUUAGUGGACAUUUUGAUAAAAGAAUAAGAUUCUGGGAUACCAGAUCCGACUCAAGUGCCAAUGAGAUACUGCUUCAAGGCAGAGUGACUGGCCUGGAUUUAUCUCCUGAUCGUAACUAUCUUCUGAGCUGCUCUAGGGAUGACACUAUAAAACUAAUAGAUCUACGGAUGAACCAAGUCACUGGCACUUACUGUGCUGAUGGUUUCAAAGUAGGCAUGGACUGGACAAGAGCUGUCUUCAGCCCUGAUGGGGAAUAUCUAAUUGCUGGAUCACAUGAUGGUACACUCUUCAUCUGGAAUAUUGCCAAAAAUAAAGUGGAGAAAAUGUUGAAGGAGCACAAUCACAGCGUGAUAGCAUGUUCCUGGCAUCCGAAUGGUUCAUCAAUUCUAUCAUGUGAUAAACAAAAGAAAGCAAUCCUCUGGUCGGAAUUCUAAUCCGAAGUUCCAAUCCUAUAAGCCUAAAAAGUUUUUACUUUCCAUACAUUGUAAGAAUAUAAUGACUCUGGAACUACCCUUUAUCCCCUUUGUCAAGCAAUACUACCCUCUGGAACUACCCUUUAUCCCCUUUGUCAAACCUUACUCCCCUCUGACUUUACAGAUGAGUUUACAGUUUGGAAACUGAUAACAUCUCAAUGAUCUCAAAUGGACCUUUCAUUAUAUCUCAUGGGAGUUUGAAUUUAAAGUGAUAUUGGUACUUACAGGCAGAAAAUGUUGUGUUGUGAUUUAUAUGUCACCACCAGAAAUGAUGAC